This is a messenger RNA of Penicillium maclennaniae, 1398 nucleotides long. RefSeq names its product glycosyltransferase family 31 protein. Gene Ontology annotation, cellular component: membrane. Gene Ontology annotation, molecular function: acetylglucosaminyltransferase activity. Lineage: Eukaryota; Fungi; Ascomycota; Eurotiomycetes; Eurotiales; Aspergillaceae. Bases 1 to 1398 code for a protein of 465 amino acids. The transcript is spliced from 2 exons. The record is from RefSeq and is a predicted model, not a curated record.
AUGCUGUUCCAGAAUAGGGAAGGGCCUAUUCCGGCCUCAUGGGCCUGGAAGAAGAUCAUGCGUUUUGCCAUCAUCAUCGUCGCUGUCACGGGUUUCGCCGCCCUGCUCUGGCCAUCCUCCCCACCUCGCUACAAUGCGAUGCACGCCUACUCGAACGUGACUAUCUCCUCAAACGUCGAGUGCGACCUUGACCUCGAAAUGCUGCACCGUCUCGACGUACGAAAGCUGGUCGCUUAUACCCGCCGUGAGAUGAUUCUGGACUUCUCUGCGGAUCCGCUCCCCAUCCGUCAGGGCGUAAAGCAGCCGUUGCUGGACACAAAGUGGAAGCCUUCGGCCUCUGAGUCCGAGACUGGACAGUCGCAGGACGGCUGCACCGUCAGGACGCCCAUGCAGGUCCAGGUGGUCCAACCACCCAAGAUGGCGGUGGCUUCGCACAUCGACUUUGGAGUCGCUACUUCAAUUGGAAGAUUGAACGACUCGCUUGACCAGUUUGCUCAUUGGGCUGGGUAUACGCGCACUCGCAUAUUUGCUCUGAUCGAGCCCGAUGAGACCAAAGAAGGAGUCGCAUAUGUCAAGCACAAGGCGGAAAACCUGGGAAUCAACCUUUUUAUCACCGAAUCCGAGGAUGACUACCUGCAUCGCUACUUCGCGCUCAUUGCCCUUUUGGAGGAGCACAUGCGGGGGCAGACACAGUGGGCGUGCAUCAUCGACGACGACACGUUCUUCCCUUCCAUGUCCGCGCUGGUGGACGCCUUGGCUGAAUAUGACCACACCAAGCCGAUGUACAUUGGCGGUCUCUCAGAAGGCACCCCCCAGAUUGCAGUUUUCGGAAUCAUCGCUUUCGGAGGCGCUGGCGUCUUCCUUUCUCGACCCUUAUUAUCCGAUCUUGCAACCGUCUAUGAUGAAUGCGAACAGAUGACAUACACCGGCGACCGCCGGAUCGCCAAUUGCAUCUACCAGUACACUACAACUCGCAUGACAAUCGACCACCGCCUCCAUCAGCUGGACUUGAUGAAGGAUGCAUCCGGAUUUUUCGAGUCAGGCGAGAGCUCCCGCUCUCGCGUAAUCUCCGAGUUGUGCGGCGACACCUGUCUUUUGCGCCAAUGGCAAUUCUCCGAUGGCUAUCUACUAACCAAUGGGUUCUCCGUCGUGAAGUACGGAUUCCCGCCUGAGCCUGGUGACCUCUCCAUGGAAAUGACAUGGGAGCCGCACAACGGCGCGACAGAGGAAUCGUACCUCCACGAGCUAGGUCCUCUCCGCCGAAAGGACGAAAUGAAAGAAAGCUAUCUUCUCGAAGAUGCCAAGAUCCAGGAGAACGGUCACGUUAUCCAGUGGUAUAUCAAGCGGGACUCGAUCCUUGGCGACGAAAUCUUGGAAUUGACAUGGCGCAAGCAGUAA